Molecule: messenger RNA, 4974 nt
Organism: Venturia canescens
Lineage: Eukaryota; Metazoa; Arthropoda; Insecta; Hymenoptera; Ichneumonidae
Exons: 6
Coding region: 300-3308 (1002 amino acids)
Source: RefSeq, a predicted model, not a curated record
UGCUCACUUCGUACGAGAAUUCCAACGGUUGCGAAAAAAACAACCUUUCUUUGUACGUGGUUAUGUUUAGAGUGUUUCUAUUUUUUGUAAUUUCCCUGUGCCCAUCGGUAAUUAUUAUUACAAAAACCGGAGCGAUACUGUGAGUCAAUCUGUUGGUGUUAAAAUUUGUGUCCCGUUGAAGCGUCGACCGAUUGGUUCUCGUAUAUCAAGCAUACGAGAAAGUGAAACACAAAGCAAAUAUGUCGAUUUAACGGUAGAAAUGUUGUUGCAGAUGUGCAUAUAUUUAAUCAGUCAAGACCAUGGAAAGUAUGUCCAACACUACAAACAAGACAGAGCAAGAGGGAGAUCUCAAUUCGCUCACCAUGUCAGAUAUCAACGAUGAUAUUAUAGACGUAUUAGGAUUCGAUUUUAGUGAUAAUGACACAUGGUUGCAACCUCCUAGUCUGGGUGCCGCUGACAGUAGUCCCAGCAACAUAGACUCUUGGUUGAAAAGCAACAUAGAACAAGACUGCAACAAUCCCCAUGAUAGUAAAAAAUCGAUUGAUACCAGAACAUUCACGAGGCCAAAGAAAAGGUCUGGGCGCCUGAGCUUCGAUUUUGUCACUGAACCAAUACCAUCACAGUCUGGAAAUGUCUGGAAUCGAAGUACCCAGAGCCCAAUGAAAGAGGAUGAUGAAAACGCGGAAUCCACGGGUCCUGAAAAAGGCUCGAUACCACACAUGUUGAGACCUUCAAUACCUGGGAUAAGCGGUCUUUCUUCAACUCCACCAGGUCACGAAAGUCUCGAAGCUUUCCUGAACAUGUCCCAAUCAAAGGGGAUCGAUUCGUUUAUCGACCUCGCAGAACCGGAGUUUUCGGACGAUUUGAUGGACGUAUCCCAACCGUCGCUUCUCUACUCGUCCGUUAAUUCAGGAGUGACCGAUGAUUUGUCGCAGACGACAAAUCAAUCUUUAACUUUGAAUGAGACACAAGCAUCGAAAAACCCGGGUAUCGAGGACUCGCAAAUCCUCACCGAAUCAAUGAUGCAGAUGAGCAUAUUUGGCGAUGUCAUGGAUGUAAAUUUUAACGAUACUUUUGCUAAAAAUACCGCCAAUAUAACUGUGUUAGAGAACGAGGACUAUUGCACAUCCGGUGAUACUACUUUCCUAGCGACGACUGAAACUAACCGAGACCUCGAAUUGGUCGGUAGUUUUAAUACCGCUACGUUUAAUAGAGGGAAGUUGCAACUGAUGGAUGCGACUUAUACACCGUCGUCGUUAAAUAAAACCUUGACGAAUGAUCCUCACGCAUCUUACAUUGUGAGCCGAAGCCCGUGUCGAACUCCAGAUUUACCUACGUCUCUGAUGAACGAUUCCAGUUAUAUCGUCACCCCUGAGAUCAUCGAUAGCAAAAAUUACAUCGCAGAAAUAGACAUCGCUAAAGACGCUAGUUUCAUUAUAACCAGCACGAAUACGAAUCCCUCGGAAAAUACAACUUUCAGUUUAGUUAGCCCGAAACCUGGAAAUCAAAACGACACUUUCAACGUAAAAAUGUUUGACACGACUUUCCAGAAAACUCCAGUAUCAUCUGCUACCAAAUGGCGGAACAAUGCGCCAUCGGAAAUUCUCUCGUCGGUCGACGAAUUCACGGUAUCCGAACCCUUUAAAAAGCCAACGUCAGAAAAAAUUGACAGGAAGACAGACUCCGCAAGCGUUGUAACAUUGAGCCAAGGUGAAUCUCACGAGGAUCUCGGUAGCACAUUUUGUAAACCAGCCCCGAAGGUGCAUUCUAAACUAAGCGCUCCUCGUUCGUUGUCUAAACUCUUUCAAACUCAAAACAUUGCUCAACAAAAUGAAACGGUCAACAUGGACCCUUUUAACGCUACUUUCGAUAAGCCACCAGUAUCUACAUUUAAAGCAUCAACUAUCGAUUCAGCGUCCAAGCCACCCUCAUCAAUGAAGAAAGCCAACGAACUCUACGAACCUCCGAUGAGCGCACAAAUUGAAGAGCAACAAACUUCAGAAUCUCUAAACCGAGGUAAAUCACUCGAAAAUCUUGAUACAACAAUCACAAAACCAUCUCCAAAACUGCACUCUAAAAUGAACGCUCCGCGAUCAUUGUCGAAAUUUGGCACCGUUCCAAACACCAUGCAACAAAAUAAUACAUUGAACGUCCACCAAUUAGACUCUACUUUCCAAAAGACAACGAUGCCUUCACCGAAAACAUUGUCAAUUAGGUCCGGGCUCAAAUCGCCUUCGAAAGAGAACGUGGCGAACGAUACGUUCAAGGCUCCUUCCCCUAGGGCACAAGUGAGAUCCUAUUUGAAACACGAGCAUGUUGAUUCGACGAGUCAUGGUGGUUCGCUCGAUAAUCUUGACAAAAAUUUUCAUAAACCCGCAACUCAAAAGCUCAAUCCUCCUCGACAGCUUUCAAGACUUCCUCAAUCUUUUCAAAAAUCGAAUCCCAAUCUGGGAUCGAGUUCGCUCAAGUACACAGCUACAACGACAAGCGCACGCUCAACCAUAUCGAGCUUCGGCUUCAAUCGGGAGACCGCCCGACCGAGCACGGCUCGAAAUGUUGAUAAUUUACAAUUUACGAGCAAACUACUCGUAUUGGGAAAAAUGAAGAGUGGCUCCGAGCAACGUCUCGACGUAACCAGAAACGUCUCUGAUCUUAAAAUUUCUGGAACCGGUGGAUCGACCGAAAGUAUUGAUAGCACACAGAGCGCACACAGUGCGCCAGACUUUGAUGACAGACUCAGUGUACGCUCGGACAGCAGCAAUACUUCUAACAGUAUGAGGUCAAUGAAUAUCGAAGAAUUUCAGAAAAUCGUCCGUCUGCGAGAGCAAAGUAUAAAAACCGAAUCCACUCCGAGACCCGGGCGAAAAGUGAUGGAGAACAAUUGGGUCGCUGCUCCGAACGAUUUGCCUUCGCCAAUAUUAAAAAAUGGCCGUGAAACGUAUGGAAGUCGUGGAAGUUCUCCACGGAGUACAGACUCAACGGUGAAAACAAGUUCGCCGUUGUUGAGCCCGACGGAAUCUCUACAAAAUUUACCAAUUGACGUUGUCGAGUCGAGCAAAAGUAACGUGGAGAGAGAUAAACUAACGAUUCCCCAAAACAAAAGUGUGAUCCCAAAUAAAAUAUCGCAGGCCUCCAUAAAACCUCCACUGAGAAACACUGGUGAGCAUCGAACAGGACUGAGGCCACCGUCGAGCUGGACAUCAGCGAAUAGGCCAGCUAGCGGUAUACCAAGACCAGCGUCUCGAAUACCAGGUCCAAGAUUCGUUCGACCAAAUACAAAGAUCAAUCAAGGUGAUACGAAAAAAUAAUUUUUUUUUUUUCAAAAAAGAAAUAUAAUAGCGAUAAGAACAAGAGAGAAAGAAAUUUUAACCAAGGGACAUUGUACAUAUAGCGCUUGAAUAAAUUUUAUCUUGGCUCGAAUUCACUGCCCGAACAAAAAGAGCUCGUAUUUUUCUAUAUCUUCGGUGAAUACGAAAAAGUGAAAUACAAAAGGAAUCAAUAUCGGUAUUUUCGGAAUUGCAUCUACUAUACAAUUGCACUACGAAAUAAAUAAAACGAUUCAGUAUUAGAGAUCUUCCUUGAAAAUUUUUUUAUCAGUUUGUCAAUUGUAAUUGGACGUCUUUCUUUUUCACAUCACCAGCGGGGCAUAAUUUAGACAUUUUUAGACUGAUUGCUUAAUCUCGCCGUUUUACGCUAGAAAAUUAAAAACGUCGAUCGCAUAUUGAUCGUCUAUUUCAGCGCAUUAUUUUAUUCACUCAUAUUGUAUUAUAUUUAUUUAUUCUUCCGUAUUAAAUAAAUUUUAUAUGACUAAAAACAAUAGAUUUAUAUUUGAGAUUGAAAGAAAAAAGACGUCGAGAAAUGUCACAAAUUUAUGAAUUGGAAUUGAUAAUAAUUUAUUCGCUUAGACAAACGUGUGUACAGAAUCUCACUAUCAAGUGCAAGUACCACACGUUAAAAAGCACCAUUAUCACUUUUACUCAAACCAAUCAUAUUGCAUGAUCAAGCAACCGAUGCAGGGAUAUUUCCAUCUCUAUUUCGAAGUAGGGUUUUUUUAAUAUCCGGCCCAAAAUUGCGUAUCACUCAACAUAUCAAAAACUGAUAUCUAUAAGAGUUUUAUAUCGAAUGUUUCAUAAGUGUGUUAAACGAGAUGCUUAAAUAAUUGUUUGCAUCCUAAUUGUUGUUUUACCUUGUUGAACAUAGUUUUUGAAACGUCUUUUUUCACGGCGUCUCAAAAGUUUACCUAAUUUGCAAACUAUUACAAUUACUAUAAAACAUAUCGAGAGGCACUAAUGUUUCAUUUUUAACCAGAACAAAGCUUCUUUUGUAUAAAUUUGUUAACGAAUAUUAGUGGUCUAAUAUUCAUAACACUUUAAAGAAUUCACUCCGAAAAUAACAGUUGUUCGCGUCCAUUACAUGGUACGUAACGAAAUCGAAUAAUUUGUGCGCUUAUGUGGAAUCGCGAAGAACAAAUGAGACAAAAGUCACAGAAAACUGUUAGUCGUAUGGAAUAAUAUUCUAUUCCAUUGUGCUAAAUUCUCCAAACGGUCCUUAACGCGAUGGAGAAAAAAAUAUCGUUAGAUGGCGUUGAACUAAUUCAUUAUUCGAUUAAAGUCUCGUGCGAUCACGCAUCAAUGUUUCACAACGCCUUAAGUGUGUUACGACCUAAUUGGUUUACUGAUUUGAAUGUCGAGGCAAAACUUAUAACGCAAAGUGUAAAUAACGACAGACGAGGAUUUGGUGGUGAAUUCACAUGAUUUAUUUGUAUGUACCGUCGUAUUGAAUCGGCUGUUUCAACCCGAAGUGCCUUCACUCUGCUCUAUCACUUUGUAUGCGGGUGAAUUUUUAAAAAUUUUUAUUAUAUAACACGCAGUUUUAUACUUAUACCUAUAUAUUUAUAGCAAUUGAUUACCGCGUUCAAUUAUAAUAACUGGUAUUUUAAAAACAAAUUUAUAAUAAAUUAUACAUUUGAACCGA